Panicum hallii is the source of this 1379-nucleotide messenger RNA. Its product is annotated as GDSL esterase/lipase At3g48460. NCBI's taxonomy places the organism in Eukaryota, Viridiplantae, Streptophyta, Magnoliopsida, Poales, Poaceae. The transcript has 2 exons. Gene Ontology annotation, molecular function: hydrolase activity, acting on ester bonds. The record is from RefSeq and is a predicted model, not a curated record. Bases 44 to 1219 code for a protein of 391 amino acids.
UUGCGCAGCGCCGACCGGCCGCCGUGGGACGGGCUCGAUAGGCAUGGCGACCAGGGCCACCAGCCGUCGUCUCCUCCUCCUCCUCCCUCUCGCGCUUGCCAUCGUGGUGGCGGGAACGGCGGCGGCUGCUCCGGCCGCCGCAGCCCCACCAGCAGCAUCGCCGUUCCGGACGGUGUACGCGUUCGGCGACUCGUUCACGGACACGGGGAACACGCACUCGACGACGGGGCCCUACUCGUUCGGCUACGUGUCCAGCCCGCCAUACGGCGCCACCUUCUUCCACCGCUCCACCAACCGCUACUCCGACGGCCGCCUCGUCGUCGACUUCCUGGCGGAGGCGCUCAAGCUCCCCUCCUUCCUCCCGCCCUACCUCUCCGCCGCCGCCUCCAACACCAGCGCGCAAGAAGUGGGCGUCAACUUCGCGGUGGCCGGCGCCACGGCCAUCGAGCACGACUUCUUCGCCAAGAACAACCUCAGCUUCGACAUCACGCCGCAGUCCAUCAUGACGCAGCUGGGCUGGUUCGACGCGCACCUCCGCGCCGCCGCCGGCAAGGGCAAGACCAACAAGGUCGGCGACGCGCUCUUCUGGGUGGGCGAGAUCGGCGCCAACGACUACGCCUACACCGUCGUCGCCCGCGACACCAUCCCACCCAAGCUCAUCCGCACCAUGGCCGUUCAGAGGGUAACCACCUUCGUCGAGGGAUUGCUGGAGCGAGGCGCCAAGUACCUGAUCGUGCAGGGUCUGCCGCUCACGGGCUGCCUGUCGAUGGCCAUGACGCUGGCGCGCGCCGAGGACCGCGACAACGUCAGCUGCGUCGCCUCCGUCAACCAACAGAGCUACGCGCACAACCGCCGCCUCCUCGCCGCCCUCCACCAGCUCCGGCAGAAGCACCCGGACGCCGUCAUCGCCUACGCCGACUACUACGCCGCGCACCUCGCCGUCAUGCGGAGCCCCUCCAGGUACGGCUUCACGGAGCCCUUCCGGACCUGCUGCGGCUCCGGCGGCGGCGCCUACAACUUCGACCUCUUCGCCACCUGCGGCUCGCCGGCGGUUAACACGGCCUGCGCGCAGCCGGCCAAGUACAUCAACUGGGACGGCGUCCACAUGACGGAGGCCAUGUACAAGGUCGUCGCCGGCAAGUUCUUCCAGGGCGGCGACGGCUACUGCCGCCCGUCAUUCAGCGAUCUUCUGGCCAGGAAAGCCCAGGGCAAGCCGUGACCGCUUGCUAGAUGCUAGCUAGGGUCAGCAGAAUUGCAAUUUAGUUGUGACAAAACACAUGCCAUCUUGAUCUUGAACAACUGCCAUUUCUCAGGCACAAUUGAAGCUGUGAUGAUGAACUGAAAAGAUUUCUAAUAACGAGUAUGUAUGGUUCAUGCAA